AAGGCAAACACGUCAUUGUGAUGACCUGUAGCCAGUGUUUUGGGCAAACUACUCCAUUUUCCUCGAUUAGAAACGCUCCGAACUAAAAAUAUGUACGAGAAAGAGGAAGGAGAGGAAGGGCCAAAGAGCUCCUUCGUAACCUACCUGUCCGAGGGAGACAAGCUUUUCGACAAUGGAGAAUACAGAAAAGCUCUCGAGAGCUACAGCACGGCACUGGAAAUUCAGCCAGAGGACAAGACAUGUCUGGUGGCCAGGGCGAAAUGUUACCUCGCUCUCGGGGACUCGGAUGCAGCGCUGCGAGACGCAGAGGCAGCACUGAAGGAUGACAAAGAGUACAUCAAGGGUUUGCUGAUGAAAGCAGAGGCUCUGUACUCCAAGGGUGACUUUGAGCACUCCCUGGUGUUCUACCACCGCGGGCACAAGCUGCGUCCUGAAGUGGACGAGUUCAGACUGGGCAUCCAGAAGGCACAGGAGGCCAUCAACAACUCUGUCGGCACUCCAAGUUCAGUGAAGCUUGAAAACAAGGGGGACACUUCAUUCCUGAACAAGCACGAAGAUAAUAAGAAAGCAGCUCGGCGACCAGCGUACCAGAAACCACAGAAACAAACAACACAGAAGAGCAACAAACAGAAGCCAAAACCCAAGGAAAACCAGAAGACAAUCAAACAGCUCCUUGGAGAAUUGUACGCUGACAAGGAGUAUCUGGAAAAACUCCUCAAGGAUGAAGACUUGAUCAAGGGAAGCUCGCAGACUGGCAUGGCAAUCUACGAGCUUGUCACGGACGGAAUCCAGUACUUGGACACGAGAACGGAGUUCUGGCGCCAGCAGAAGCCCAUGUACGCCCGGAAACGUGACAAGGUGGUCGCUCGCCAGGGCUUCCAGAGACAGAAGAAACCACGAGUGAGGGAAGCCGCGGCUGACCCUGCUAACUACAUCCUGAAAAACCUGGAAGAAAUCGAUCAGGCCCUGGCAGAAGGCAAAGCAGAGGAGAGUCUGAAGCAGGCUGAGAAGACGCUGAAGACAGUUGACAGUUGGUCGGAGGAUGACGUCCCCAACAAGCCUGAUGUUGUAGGAAAUCUACACAGCUGUAUAGGCAAUGCACUGCUGGAGUUAGGAAAGAUGGGAGAUGCUUUACAACAUCACCAGAAGGAUAUGGACAUGGCAGAGAAACAUAAUCUGGAGGAUGCCCGAUCGCGAGCCCUCGACAACCUCGGCAGAGUGUACGCAAGGAUGGGCAAGUUUGAGAAGGCAAUUGAAAACUGGGAGCGCAAACUACCUAUGGCAAAGACUCCUCUAGAGAAGACCUGGCUGUACCAUGAGAUUGGGCGCUGCAACCUGGAGCUAAACGAGAACGACGAAGCUCACAAGUACGGUGAGAUGUCCUUUGCUGAGGCCCAGGAGGCCGAAGAUGAUGUCUGGCAGCUGAACGCAAGUGUUCUGAUCGCUCAGGCAGAAGUGAGACAAGGACAACUAGAAGGAGCGGUGCAGUCGUUUGAACGUUCGCUUGAAAUGGCACAAGCACAGGGAGACACGGCCGCAGAAGUCGCCAUCAAGAGAGCUUUGGAUGACGUCAACAACCGUAUUGCCAAGAAAGAGAAGGACAGUCGACCGUCUUCCGCUGCAAAAGACCAGAAGACAGAGGAUGAUGACAAGAAAGAACCAGAGCCAGAGCCAGAAGCAGAUGCUAACUAUGAAGAAGACUUUGACAAGGAAGAUGACGUCAAAGAAGAAGAACCAGUUAAGGAGGAGACAGAGGAACCUCAGGAGGAGGAGCCAGCGGCAAAGGAGGGCGGGGCAUCGCCUGUCCCGGAGUUUGAGGUCCAGGAGAAGGCGGAUGAGUAGGGGGGAGAUGAGUUCUGGGAUAUGGACAUUCCUACAGAAGACGACGA
Molecule: messenger RNA, 1889 nt
Organism: Branchiostoma floridae (Florida lancelet)
Lineage: Eukaryota; Metazoa; Chordata; Leptocardii; Amphioxiformes; Branchiostomatidae
Product: tetratricopeptide repeat protein 25-like
Exons: 12
Coding region: 91-1842 (583 amino acids)
Cellular component (GO): cytoplasm
Molecular function (GO): protein binding
Source: RefSeq, a predicted model, not a curated record